This is a messenger RNA of Pygoscelis adeliae (Adelie penguin), 1038 nucleotides long. Its product is annotated as zinc finger protein 474-like. NCBI's taxonomy places the organism in Eukaryota, Metazoa, Chordata, Aves, Sphenisciformes, Spheniscidae. The record is from RefSeq and is a predicted model, not a curated record. The transcript is spliced from 3 exons. Bases 1 to 1038 code for a protein of 345 amino acids.
AUGGAAAAAAAUGUCAAGAAAAAGAAUGUGAACAAAACCUGUAACACUCUGGCAAGUGCUGUAGAGGCCUCUGCUAGAGUCUCUAGCAUCUUGCCUUCAGAGCAGGUUUCACCAUCUAAUGUGUCAGAUCUUCCCAGAAUUUUGUCUGAAGUAGUACAUCUAGAAACUGGAUCCCAGAAAAGGCGACCAGGCACUGCAAUAAUAUCAAAACGGUCAGAUUCUUCAAACAUGUCUCGGACGCCACUGAAUCGGCCUGUCAUCCCACCAAGAAGACCUUGCUUCAGGGUAUGCUAUAUCUGUGGCAGAGAAUUUGGGUCACAGUCUAUUUCUAUACAUGAACCCCAAUGCCUAGAGAAGUGGCAUAUUGAAAAUAAUCAGCUACCAAGGCAUCUCAGAAGAGUGGAGCCCAGGAAACCUGAGGUCCUUACUGGUCGUUCCUGUACGCUUACAGCUGAAAAUGAGGCAGCUUAUCAUAGUGCUCAAGCCCAGCUCCUGCCCUGUGGAAACUGUGGCCGAACCUUCCUUCCUGACCGUCUCAUUGUGCACCAAAAGUGUUGCAGAGGAGGUAGCAGCAGUGUGGGGCCGUCAAGCUCUAGUCCCCGUAAAUCUGGUAAAGGCCCAGGCUCUGGGUCUGGCUCAGCAAGUGAUGAUCCAUCUAAGACCUGUCGAGGAAAAAGUGGGGCUGCACCAGACGUAUUAGACAAGGCACAAGUGAUAAGACGGCCACCAGCAGUGAUUUGUUACAUAUGUGGCCGUGAGUACGGAACAAAAUCUAUUAGCAUCCAUGAGCCACAAUGCCUGAAAAAGUGGCACCAGGAGAAUGACCUGCUACCCAAGCACUUGAGAAGGUUAGAGCCCAAAAAGCCUGAAGUCAGUCCCAUACAAGCCAAAGGUUUCUAUGAUCUUGAUUCUUUAAAUGAGGCUGCCUGGAUCAGCGCCCAGAAACAGCUAGUUCCAUGUGAUAUUUGUGGGCGUACUUUUCUUCCAGACAGACUGAUCGUCCACCAGCAGUCCUGUAAACCGAAACCUGCAAUGUGA